GGCUGCUGGAGAGGGCGGAGCCUUCGAUGCAGCAGCCCCGCCCCCUGGCGCACCAAACCCCGCCUCUCGCGCGGCGGCGUCGCGGCCCCGCCCCUGCGCGCCGGCGGCCUGCGGAUUACUCUGCCUGGGAGGCCAUGGCGUCCUUCCGCUUGGCCCUCAUCCAGCUUCAGGUUUCUUCGAUCAAAGCAGAUAAUGUCACUCGGGCUUGUAGUUUUAUUCGGGAGGCAGCAAAGCAGGGAGCUAAAAUAGUUUCUCUGCCUGAAUGUUUUAAUUCUCCAUAUGGCACAAAAUAUUUUCCUGAAUAUGCGGAGAAAAUUCCUGGUGAAUCCACACAGAAGCUUUCUGAAGUAGCGAAAGAAUGCGGCCUGUAUCUCAUUGGAGGCUCCAUUCCUGAGGAGGAUGCCGGGAAAUUAUAUAACACCUGUCCUGUGUUUGGGCCUGAUGGAACUUUACUAGUAAAACACAGAAAAAUCCAUCUGUUUGACAUUGAUGUUCCUGGAAAAAUUACAUUUCAAGAAUCUAAAACACUGAGUCCUGGUGAUACUUUCUCCACAUUUGACACCCCUUACUGCAGAGUGGGCCUGGGCAUCUGCUACGACAUGCGCUUUGCAGAGGUUGCACAAAUCUACGCACAGAGAGGAUGCCAGCUCUUGGUGUAUCCUGGAGCUUUCAAUUUGACCACUGGACCAGCUCACUGGGAGUUGCUUCAACGAGGCCGUGCUGUUGACAAUCAGGUGUACGUGGCCACAGCCUCUCCUGCCCGGGAUGACAAAGCCUCAUAUGUGGCCUGGGGACACAGCACCAUUGUGAAUCCUUGGGGCGAAGUCAUAGCCAGAGCUGGCACUGAAGAAAUGGUCCUGUAUUCAGAUAUAGAUCUGAAGAAGUUGGCUGAAAUACGUCAGCAAAUCCCAGUUUUAAGACAAAAGCGAUCAGAUCUCUAUGCAGUGGAGCUAAAAAAGCCCCAAUGAUUAUGUUUCCAACAUUCAUGAAACAGGAAGCUACAAAGAAUAAUAAACUCCCUAUUGAGUCCUUUUUGGGAGUAGGAGGGUUGUGAAUCCAGACCUCAUACCUGCUGAGCACGUGCUUCUAUCUCUGAAUUAUGCCCCUAUUCUCCAUUAAAUGUAUACUUUUUAUUUUUCUUCAAAUUUUAACUUUUUUUUCUUUUUUUUUUCUGAGGUGGGGUCUAGCUAUAUAGUGUACUUUGGCUUUGAACUUGCAGCACUCAUCCUGCCUCAGCCUCCCAAAUGUUGGGGUUAUAAGUGUACCCCACCAUGCCUGGCUAAAUUUUAGCCUUUUCCUACCCAGAGAACUCUGGAGAUGACAGAGCCUCAGCAUGCUGUCGUUCUUCACGUCAUAUUAAAUAGGACACAGGCCAGUGUUAAAGAGCAGAAAAAUGGGGGGCUGGCUCUGCAGUGUCUGCCAUUCUUAAGUCACCUCAGAGCAGCUGGUAGAAGUGACGGGUAUUAGUACCCUGGUGUUUGACUGACCUAAUGCAAAUAUGUUUAUGUAAUGAACCUCUUAUCCCACUUGCUGGAUUUGGAAUCCAUUAUCUGGAUAAUUUGGUCUGGUCCUAGUCUUUUCCAAGAAGUGCCUUAAAGUUAAUGUUUUGGAAUCUAUAGCUGUGGGGAGCACGGGGAGCACAGUGAUUCUUUUUGUUUGCCAGAUGAAGUGGCAGCCUCUCCCCUUCUAGCACCCUUUCGGCUCUUCACACUCAAGAAGGAGCCAGUGAUUGAAACCCAGGCCUUCUUGGCUUUAGAAGACAAGCUGGGUCAGCAACGAGCUCCUGUGGAUGGUAUUGGUGAAAGCAACUCAGUAUGAACCCACAAAAGAUUUUUUCUGGUAGGGUUGUGUCUGAAGAUUUCAGGUCUUUCUGCUUUUUAACACUUUAUUAUUCUGUAAAUAACUGCAGAGCCUAAUGGUUCUCAGACUUUUUGGUCUUAAAAUGUUUUUUGUUUUUUUUUUGUCUUUUUUGUUUUUAUCGGUACCAGGGAUCGAACUCACAACCAAACACUUGCAAGGCAGGUGCUUAUGCCACUGAGCUAAAUCCCUAGCCCCCUGGUUUUAAAAUGUUUUUGCACAAAUAAAAAUUAAGAACUUGAA
Messenger RNA from Cavia porcellus (domestic guinea pig), 2100 nucleotides. It is a transcript of the gene Nit2, whose product is annotated as nitrilase family member 2. The transcript is spliced from 10 exons. Gene Ontology annotation, molecular function: omega-amidase activity. Lineage: Eukaryota; Metazoa; Chordata; Mammalia; Rodentia; Caviidae. Gene Ontology annotation, cellular component: mitochondrion. Gene Ontology annotation, biological process: oxaloacetate metabolic process; L-glutamine metabolic process. The coding region runs from base 27 to 968 and encodes 313 amino acids. The record is from RefSeq and is a predicted model, not a curated record.